AUGUCGGCGUCAGCGAGUGGAGGCUUCAAAGCCUAUGAAUAUGACCCUUCCAUGGCAGCAGCUGUUAUCUUCAUCAUCCUCUACAUCGUCGUCACUUUCCUCCAUACCUACAACCUCUUCCAAACCCGAACAUGGUUCUUUAUCCCCCUCGUUCUCGGAGGAUACUUCGAACUCGUCGGUUACAUAGGACGAGCAAUGUCCGCACACGAAACCCCGAACUGGACCCUCGGUCCGUACGUGAUGCAAAGCACGCUGCUGCUUGUUGCACCCGCGCUUUUCGCUGCUAGUAUAUAUAUGGAGCUAGGGAGGAUCAUCCACUUGGUCAAGGGGCAGAAGUUUGCUUUGAUUCGGGUGAAUUGGAUGACCAAGAUUUUUGUGGCGGGUGACGUGCUUAGUUUCCUGAUGCAGGCAUCUGGACUAGGCGCUGGAAUCAUGGUAAAAGGCUCCCAGAGUACCGGAAAUAACAUUAUCAUCGGCGGUCUCAUCGUCCAAAUCAUCUUUUUCGGGUUUUUCGUGAUCUGCUCUAUCGUCUUUCAAGUCCGGAUUAUCUCUCAUCCAACCACUGAGUCCGUGGCCGAUUGUGUUCCCUGGAAGAAGCACCUGUACGCCCUGUAUGCGACGAGUAUCUUGAUUCUUAUCCGGUCGAUUUUCCGUGUUGCCGAGUAUGUCCAGGGGAGUGACGGCUAUCUUCUUUCGACGGAGGUGUUUAUUUACAUUUUUGAUGCCACGCUGAUGUUCCUUGUGAUGGUGGUGUUUAUCAUUAUUCACCCGAGUGAGAUUAACUGUCUCCUGGGACGGGGGCGGAAGAUGACGACGAAGGGUGGAUUGAAACUCAACGAGGUUUCCUCGUUGCCCCUUUAG
Molecule: messenger RNA, 861 nt
Organism: Aspergillus ruber CBS 135680
Lineage: Eukaryota; Fungi; Ascomycota; Eurotiomycetes; Eurotiales; Aspergillaceae
Product: RTA1 domain-containing protein
Exons: 3
Coding region: 1-861 (286 amino acids)
Cellular component (GO): membrane
Source: RefSeq, a predicted model, not a curated record